AUGGCAGAAUUGAUCGAGGAAAACAAAUCGCUACUUCGAAAGGUCAAUGCCCAACAAAAGAUUAUCAAUGCCGUUUCCGGCGACCAAGGCUCCUCGCAUGCGGAUGAGCUAAGGCAUCAACCCUUCUACCCCGAGUCGGCAACCUACGAGCCUAAGCAGGAGGUAGCGGAACAAGAUGCUGAGAGGGGAGAGCAGCCCGACUACCUAUUUACCAUCCGAGAAGUGUACGGCACGGCGCCCGAGUCGCCCAAAUUGAUCUUUACCCAAGAUACCGAAGCAGCCCGUCGCUCUCUACUCGCAAUCGUCCCCACGCAGUAUUCCCAUUACUUGGUACGCCACCAUUGCAAAGUAUUGCACUGGGUCCAUGCUGUAUUUCAUAUCCCCACGUUCUUGAGCACGCACGACGGGUGGAUAGCGAGUAUACAGCGCGGGCAGUUGACAGAUCAGUCUUAUGACUUUUUGUCGUUGUACUUUGCCAUUAUAUCUGCUAGUCUAUACUUUCUUGAUGAGACAGAGGCCAUGGGGCUAGGUUUGACCAAAGAUGCUAUAAAAGCUCUCCCCCGGUUAUGGUUCGACAUCUCCAUCAACUGCCUCCAUCUCGGCCAAUACAUGGUCCGCUCCACCAUCCCCAUCCUUCAGACCAUAUGCGUCUUACCAUUAGUAGCUCAUUCGUUCGGCAUGUCGGCGUAUCUCUUCUCUCUCCUGGAACUAGCUUUCAACAUGGCCAAAGACCUCAAUUUUCAUCUUCUAGCCGACGAAUCGAUUUACGCGGCUUCUCUCGGGAAUGUGGACUCUGAGAUGGGAAAGAGGAUAUGGACCUGCUUGGAUGUUGCGCAUUGUAUGCAUCCGAGUAUAAGUCAGCCUUACGCUCUGCUUUAUCCCACAUCACGCACUUCACCACCAGCCAAUGUCGACGAUGCCCACUUUUCAGAUACUGUGCCUGCAAUCUCUCGGCCGUUAUAUCAAACAACCGGCGUCACCCACUUGAUUUCCAUGGGUCAAAUCGCCAGCCUCUACCGAGGUUUCAACACCGAAUACAACAAGGAAACCACAACCUACGCCCGCUUUCUCGUCGCUCAAAAGUAUGGUCAAAAAGCCGGCACCAUCCUCGAUUCCAUGCCCGAGCACCAGCCCCGGCCCUUUGAGCAGUAUCAUCCGAUCGUGGCUACGGGGGAGGCAUUCGACUAUCGGCCUUGGUCGAGGUUCUUGUAUUCAUCUUUGAUACCUCAAUGCCGGAUCCAUUUCUUUCGGUGGUUUCUCCGUCCGGCUUAUGGAGAUGAUCGAUUUCGAGAAGCACGGAAAAUAUGCUUGCAAGCUUCUCGGGAGAUCAUUGAACUUCGCUGUAGACCCAUCCCGCCUCUCUAUCAAAAGAACUGGCAUGUAUCGGUGAAUACCAUCAUGGCAGCUACAGUCAUCGCAACAGAGCUCCUCCAUGGGGGCCACGAAGAGUCGGUAAAAGUCGGUUUCAGGACAGAGAUCAAUACAGCUAUCGAGAUCUUACGACAUACCAAGACUACCAACACGAUCAUUCCGCGAGGCAUCGAGCUGCUACAGCGGAUAGAUUUCAGCGGAUGA
Messenger RNA from Cryptococcus wingfieldii CBS 7118, 1575 nucleotides. RefSeq lists its product as hypothetical. Bases 1 to 1575 code for a protein of 524 amino acids. The record is from RefSeq and is a predicted model, not a curated record. Lineage: Eukaryota; Fungi; Basidiomycota; Tremellomycetes; Tremellales; Cryptococcaceae. The transcript has 10 exons.